AUGGACACGGCAGAAAAUGGCACAAAGAUGGACAAAAGUUCGCCCGCGCUGUCGCCAACUUCAAGUAUAUUUUUAGCCCUUGUGCUGGUUUUUACAGCUGUUGUGAACAUCAUUUCAAAUGCGUUAGUGCUAGUAAUUUUAGCGCGAAACAACCGCCUUCGUACAUGUACAAACGUUUUCAUCGCUAAUUUGAGUGUGGCGGAUUUAUUAGCAGGUAUGAUUUUACUACCUGCAGCUGCCGAAUCGCUUUUUUCGCGAGAUGACCAGCAAAUGGCAGACGUGAGCUACACUCUAGUGUGCGAAUUCUACGGGUUUUUAAAUUCGCUUUAUGGAAUCAGCUCCUCAUUAACGGUUGCCGUUAUAGCAUUGGAUCGCUAUCACAGUAUAUUAAACUGCCUACAAUACGAAACAAUCGUUACACAACGGAGAACAGUGUUGCUAAUAGUUUGGAUUUGGCUACAGGCAAUUUUUGUCUCGUUCUGUCCCCUUGUGGGCUGGGGGACGUUUUCGCUUAACCCUAGUCAACGUUGUUCUUCGCAUUCUCCCGACAAACACGGAUUUAUUUACUUCAAAACAGCUACCUGCGUGAUUCUCCCCUACGCGGUUACAGUCUUCUGUUACAUUAGGAUUCACGUUGUGGCACGAAGGCACGCUCGAACUAUCGUAAACAUUCAAAUUCGUGAUGCGCGAAAUAGACUCAAAAGCGGCGGCGUCAACGCGAAUCUUUCAGCUUCGAAGAAAACGAUCAUGGUUUAUGUUGUCCUUGGUGUAUACACGGUCUGUUGGAUGCCAUAUUACACUGGACAACUCUUAAUAACUGCAUUCCCUUCGGUAAAACUUCCUGGGAAAUUUUUAUUAACUGCAGCUGCGUUAUCGCUCGUCAAUUCGGCAUGUAACCCCAUUAUGUAUGCAUUAAUUACGAGCCAGUUCCGAAAUGGACUAAAACGCGUUUAUCGCCAGAUUCGACGCCGCAUUUUUUCCGGCGACGCGCGGCAGGUUAAUCCGAAUGGACCGCGCGGCGAUUCUCGAAGUUCAUGGACCUUUACAAGAUCUAGUGCAAAAAGAUUUUUCGCUACAAGCCACGAGGCAACAAGGCCAAAACUUGUUAUCACAGACAUGAAUCCAGUUUGUGCGGUCAUUCGAGAGGAAAGUUCUAUGAACACAAAACCACCCUCGCCGCCCGAAGAAGCGCGGGAGACUGGAACCUUCCUCUCUGUCUAUCCACUGACGUUACAGGUACCAACAGAACACAGGCAUUCAACAAAGAAAAAUCCUGAGAAAAGUCCCAGGGAGUUGAAAGUUAAGAAAAAUGGAUGGAUAGGGAAGUAA
This is a messenger RNA of Pocillopora meandrina, 1329 nucleotides long. The record is from the annotation of a GenBank genome assembly. Lineage: Eukaryota; Metazoa; Cnidaria; Anthozoa; Scleractinia; Pocilloporidae.